AUUCCAUUCCACAACAAUCGCAUACACUCACAUCAAACUAAUUCUACCUAUAUUAAUCAGUUAAUCACCGAAACUAUUCAAGCACUUGGUCUAUCACACCAUGCUCCAGCCACGGGGCUCAACAUGGGAUGGCUUGCCAAGAGAGAUCCGGCUUCUCAUCUUUAAAUGCCUGAUGCAAGACGGCUGCAGACUGGGGCCGUUGGCCACGGUGUCUCGAGAAUGGCAAACGGAGAUCGAGCGACAUAACUUUUCUCGACUCAGACUAACUCCCUCAUGUCUAGCCAAUUUUAACGCGGUGAUUCAGAGGAACCGGGCUCUGGUGAAAUAUAUCUGGUUCUGCUUAGAACUUGAUGAUUACGAUUGUACCACGUGCGCACCUGACCGGGGAAAACUCACCCAAGACGAGUACGAAGAGGCAUUUGAGAUCAGCGGUACAGAUAAAUGUCCCAUCACCACAGGAUUCCAGGAUCUGUUUUCGAUUCUCAGCACAUGGGAUCCUUACAAUGAUCUAACACUUGAUAUCAGUAUCUAUUCACCUAGCGACUCAAAACAUUGGUUCCCAUACCUGAACUUUAUGCCCGACGUCUCUUUUGAUACGCCGGGUGAUCAUUGUCCAGAGACGAUGAUACUAAACCGGGACCAUCAUGACCCUCAACAUGGCUGGGUUGCCGGUUUUCGACACUCGGCCCCACCCAGCGAUGCUAUCUUGAAAGUGUUCAAUGAAGUCAUGGAGGUGGGACCGUUUGAUAGUUAUCAGUCGGAGCUCCAAUGGUGGGAUCAGCUUCCUUCAGUUCCAGCUGUAACCAGUUUACUUCUCCGGCAACAGAGCCGCCGGCGAUGGAAGUCGGCCUCGCUAGCACGUAUGUUUGCCCGGUUUCCCAGGCUUCAGGCAGUCUAUUAUGAACCCUGGAGGGAAUGGGACGUCCUGCAGAGACGUACAGAUAAAGGCUACCAACAUCUUUUCGAGUCUAUCCAACGGUGCACCAAUAGUCUUAAAAGACUCGUGGUCUUUGAGAAUUUUAAUCAACAGUACCCAACUACUAUGCAGCGAUUUCUGUGGGGAGAGGACUUGUCCAAGUGCGACAGGAUCCGCAGCCCCGACCCCGCUGUUAGCCAGAUGGUUGCGCUCGCCAGUCUCAAGCUUGAGCAUCUCGCAGCAUCCUUUAUCGCAGAUGCCAGCUAUUUCUUGGAGAUUGAUCCCACUUGGGAGUGGCCAAACCUAACAUCACUUGUUCUUACUUCAAAGUUACUCACGCCCGACGAGAAUCCGACCGAGACUGGAGCUAUGCUUCGGGCAGCAGCAGCAGCAGCUAUGAAGAUGCCCCGGUUAGAAAUAAUGGAGAUCUGGAACGGAAGAAAGGGGCUAGCAGCACUCUUCAGAUACCAGGCGUUCCAUAACGCACAACAAGCUGUAAUUGUUUGGAAAGGUACAUGGAGGUUUAUCAUGGAAACAUCCAUCAUUCAGGCUUGGGAAGCUGUUAUGAGUCAGUAUGAUGGUCGGAAACUCGAGUUGGUACAGGAACAACUGGAUGGAGCUGCUAUCGAGUCUCACGGCGAUGCACUUCACUACUUGAAGCUUUCAAGCCAGGCCAUUCGAUCCAUCUCAUUACAGCAAAUCCGAAUGGAACAGAAGGCUUUAGAGGGCGUAGACACCAUACAAUAGGAAUAAAAACAUCAAUAACAGGAAAGGUAUAGCCCGCAAGCAACAAACAUGGCAGUUCGAGGAGGCGAUCAUUAUGAGGGCAGUCUCAUAUAUGGGGGCUGUGUCUGCUGACAACUGUUGCUACAUGGCCAACCUCUAUGAAAUGAAG
Messenger RNA from Colletotrichum navitas, 1811 nucleotides. RefSeq lists its product as uncharacterized. The transcript is spliced from 2 exons. The record is from RefSeq and is a predicted model, not a curated record. NCBI's taxonomy places the organism in Eukaryota, Fungi, Ascomycota, Sordariomycetes, Glomerellales, Glomerellaceae. The coding region runs from base 101 to 1663 and encodes 520 amino acids.